AUGGGCAAGUCCUUUGUCCGUCUGGGCGGCGACUCAAUCACGGCGAUGCAGCUGGUGACGCGGUGCAGGGCCGAAGGCAUCCUGAUCAAGGUGUCUGACGUGCUGCAAAGUCCUUCCAUCAGCCAGCUGGCCCUUGCGGCCCGCAAACUCGAUGUGGCCGAGACGACGCACUAUGAAGAGGUGCUGGACCAGUGGUUCACACUCUCGCCAGUGCAGCUAUUCUACUUUGGCCUGGCUGGAAACCAUGUCAACCACACCAACCAGAGCUUCUUCCUGCGGCUUGACCAGCCAGCCUCAAUUGCCGACCUCAGCAGCGACAUUGAGAGCGUAGUGCGCCGCCACUCCAUGCUGCGAGCCCGAUUUGGACUGGAACAUGGAGGGUGGAGGCAGAAAAUCACCACCGACAUCUCAGGAUCGUACCGAUUUCAGGCACACGACGUCGACUCGCGCACUGCCAUCGCCUCCCACAUGGCCAGCAGCCAGGCUGCCAUUGAUCCCGUCCAUGGUCCCCUCCUGGCGGCGGAUGUCUUCAACAUCAAGGGCGACGGCCAGCUGUUGUAUAUCGUCGUGCACCACCUGGUGAUUGACCUGAUUUCAUGGCGGGCGAUCCUCACCGACCUCGAGUCGCUCCGCAAGGCUCGCCAGACUAGCCCCCCUACAGCCCGUCUCCUUCCAGGCCUGGGUCUCUGCGCAGGCGCGGCACGCCCGCGACCACCUCCUGCUGGACCGCGUGCUACCUGCAACACUCCCCUUGGAACAGAACCCGUCGAGCUCUUCCUAGCGGCGCUGAACUACUCGUUCAAAGCCACCUUCCCCGACCGUAGUUUGCCAGCCGUGUAUAUAGAGGGCCACGGCCGUGAGAGCUGGGAUCAAGCGAAAUGGGACCUCGGAGGCACUGUUGGGUGGUUCACCACCAUCUCGCCUCUGCAUAUCUCACACGCAAACUCCCUCUUUGAAGCGGCUCGACAAACCAAAGAUCGGCGUCGCAGCCUCCCCCAGCACGGCGGACCGUACUUUGCCGCCCGCUACCUCACCCCAGAAGGCCGCGAGCGCUACGGAAAUCACGCGCAGAUGGAAGUCUUGUUUAAUUACAUGGGCCAGUUCCAGCAGCUCGAGGCCGUGGACGCGGUCUUGAAGCCAGAACCCAAGCAGGGUGACGAGAUUGCCGUGUCCGAUGUCGGUUCGACGGUGACUCGCAUGGCGCUGAUCGACGUCUCGAUCGUGAUCCUACAGGGCGUCGCUCGCUUUGACUUUGCCUUCAGCAAGCGGAUGGCCAAGCAGCAUCUGGUCCGCAGCUGGGCACAGAACUACAGGCACGCCCUGGUGGAAAUGUGCACUGUCCUAUCGUCAACGCCGCCUCAGCGGACACUCGCGGAUUUCCCACUCUGGAAAACGUCGCACGACGACUUCGAUCAGGUGCGCGCACUCGCCUUCCCGGGGGGCAACUUCGAGGAGGCAGUCGAAGACAUCUAUCCCACUUCUCCCAUGCAGCAGGCGCUGUUCCUCAGCCAGAGCCGCCAGGAUGGACUGUAUGAGACGGCCUUCACUUUCCGGCUCACCGCAGCCUCCGGACCAGUGGAUGUCGAUCGUCUGCUUGCCGCCUGGAACCACGUUGUCGACCGGCAUGCGAUGCUUCGAACAGUCUUUGUCGAGCGUGCCCGGGGAGAUGGGCUCUUUGACCAGGUGGUGCUGCGACGUGUCUCGCCGUCGACAAUCUGCAUUCGGCCCGACUCUGUCGAGUAUAUCCGGUAUACCCAGGACAAGCCCGAGGGUGCUGCAGUCCAGUACUGGACGACCCACCUCGCCAACGCACAGCCCUGCAUCUUCCCCUCGACCUGGAGCAACGAGCCUCCAGUGCUAGAGUCCACAGAUGUCGAGCUCACCGUCUCCCUCGCCCAGCUUGCCCAGCUCGGCGAGACCAUUUCCGCCACGGUUCCGAACAUCCUACGUGCUGCAUGGAUCCUUGUCCUACGAGCAUACACUCUAAGUGAAGAUGUCUGCUUUGGUUCUCUUGCGUACGGUCGAGAUGUACCAGUGAGGGGAAUCCAGGAGAUUGUCGGACCCUUUAUCAAUAUGCUGGUCUGUAGACUCGCCAUUGAGCCAUCGGAGACUCUCGCCACGCUCGUGCAAAAGGUGCAGGGAGACUACGCCGCCGCGCUGGAGCACCAGCACUUCUCGCUCGCGCAGAUCCAGCAUGAACUGGGCCAAGCUGGCCAGAAGUUGUUUAACACGAUUUUAUCAAUUCAGCAAGGCCCAUCGGGCAGCUCCCAGGAUGCAGAAUUGAACUUUGAGAACGUGGACGCAUAUGACCCCACCGAGGUAAGAUCUCUGAACCAUGAGCGCAAAAACGUCUAG
Penicillium manginii is the source of this 2355-nucleotide messenger RNA. RefSeq lists its product as uncharacterized. The coding region runs from base 1 to 2355 and encodes 784 amino acids. The transcript has 3 exons. Gene Ontology annotation, molecular function: catalytic activity. The record is from RefSeq and is a predicted model, not a curated record. NCBI's taxonomy places the organism in Eukaryota, Fungi, Ascomycota, Eurotiomycetes, Eurotiales, Aspergillaceae.